AUGCGCUGGACCACCACCAGCCAUCGGACCAAUGAGGACGAAGCCGCGUUGGGCGAGGGCGAGGCGCAUCGCCGCGGUGCCACCAGCGAUCUAGACCAUCGUGUCCGCAGAGCUGUAUGUUAUUCCAAUGAGUUUUCUUUCUUUUUCCCCGAAAUCAGUGCCGCGAUUCACGCCCGUGCAUUGCCUUCCCCGUCGCUGAUCAAGGACCGGGGUCCGUUUCAUCAUCUGCAGUUUGACCUUCGCACGCUGCCCAUCAUUUGCUGCCUCUACGUGCUCUCCUACGUCGACAGGGGCAACAUCGGCAACGCGAAGACGGCGGGAGCCCAGCGCGACCUGGGCCUGACGUCGUACGAGUGGUCCUGGGUCCUCAACUCGUUCUACCUGACGUACAUCCUCUUCGAGUGGUCGACCAUGCUGUGGAAGAUCUUCCCCGCCCAUGUAUACGUAUCCGUCCUAUGUCUCCUAUGGGGCGCAUCGGCAAUGAGCUCGGGAGCCGCGCGCAACCUGACUCAACUGAUCGUCACCCGCUGCCUCCUCGGCAUGUUCGAGGCGGCGUUUGGGGUCGGCGCGCCGUACUUCCUGUCGCUGCUGUAUAAGCGGCGGGAGCUCGGGCUGCGCAUGUCCUUCCUGCUGGGCAUGUCGCCUCUGGCGAAUACGUUUGCCUCGAGCCUGGCGUACGGUAUCACUCAUAUCAAGGGUUCCUUGGAACCGUGGCGGCUGCUCUUCAUCAUAGAGGGUGCCCCAACCAUCCUCUUCGCCCCGGUCGUCUACUUCUUCCUCAUCGACUCCCCAGGAACCGCCAGGUUCUUGAGUGAAGAAGAGCGCCAGCACGCCGAGGAGAGACUACACGUCCGGGACGCGACUUCAACCAAGCAAGGCGUGCAGUGGAGGCAGGUCCUCGCCGGCCUGAGAGACUACAAGAACUACACGCACGCGCUCAUGCACUUCUGCUGCAACUUCUCCUUCGCCGCGCUGUCCAACUUCCUCCCCUCCAUUGUGGAGGGCAUGGGGUACAGCUCCGUCAACGCCCAGGGCCUCACCGCACCCGCCUACCUCGCCGCCUUCCUCAGCUGCCUGGUGGCCGCGUACCUGUCGGACCGGCACGGCCACAGAGGGUACGUCGUCGCGGGGUUCGCGGCCGUUGGCGCGGUUGGGUACGGUCUGCUGGCGGGGAUACGGGACGCGAGGCUCAACGGGGUGAGGUACCUCGGCGCCUGGCUGGCCGCGUGCGGCGUGUUCCCGGCGCUGUCCAUCAACAUUACCUGGCUGCUGAACAACCAGGGCGGCGACUCCAAGAAGGGGGCGGGCUUGGGAGUGGCGCUGAUCGUGGGACAGUGCUCCUCGCUCAUCAGCAGCGUGGUGUUUCCCCUGGAAGACGGGCCGUUCUACACAAAAGGGUGCGCGAUAGGCUGCGCAUUCACGGGGCUAAUUGUGCUGCUCUCGCUGGCGCUCCAUUUCCUGCUGGACAGGGAGAAUAGGCGAAGGGACGAGCUGUACGGGCCGGUUGAUCCGGAUGCUGAGGUCGAUGUCACCGAGGAGGGAGAUUAUCACGUCCAGUUCCGAUACUUGACUUGA
Messenger RNA from Clonostachys rhizophaga, 1575 nucleotides. NCBI's taxonomy places the organism in Eukaryota, Fungi, Ascomycota, Sordariomycetes, Hypocreales, Bionectriaceae. The record is from the annotation of a GenBank genome assembly.